Drosophila persimilis is the source of this 355-nucleotide messenger RNA. RefSeq lists its product as uncharacterized. The record is from RefSeq and is a predicted model, not a curated record. The transcript has 2 exons. NCBI's taxonomy places the organism in Eukaryota, Metazoa, Arthropoda, Insecta, Diptera, Drosophilidae. Bases 1 to 330 code for a protein of 109 amino acids.
AUGCUAUUGGUCCUGCCACUAACCAUACAGUACAUACGCACCGAACAUGUCGCAAACGAACUUUCUGGAUUAGAUCCCAGGAUCUUCGACUCUGGCAAUCUGCUAAAACCGCGUCAUCAUGAGCCAGCCAUGACGGCCAUUCAUACGCCGCCGAAUCAAACACUGGGCUUCAGCUUCGAGACGCAGGGCUUUGCCACAAAUCGAGUCGUAUCCAAGCAUUACCGAGGCGUCGUCGAGACAGACCGAGCACAAUCCCAGCCAGACAGAACCGUAUUCCAGCAUGACAGGAGCGCACCCCUUGCAAGAUCCGAACCCAACAAGCCAUCGUAAUCAUUCGACCUGGCCAUCGACAACA